UCUAAAUCCUUUGCUUAUUCCAUUCAGUUUACGCCUUAAUUAGUUAAUAAUGGAAAGAGCAUCGUCGUGCAUACAGCCCCCAACAUACGGUAACCUAAUCACAAUUCUUAGCAUAGAUGGAGGAGGUAUAAGAGGAAUAAUCCCCGCUGCUAUUCUUAAUUUCCUGGAAUCACAACUACAGGAACUGGAUGGUGAAGAUGCAAGACUAGCGGAUUAUUUUGAUGUUAUUGCCGGAACGAGCACAGGUGGUCUGGUUACUGCUAUGUUAACUGCACCAGACAAAGAUAAUCGUCCUUUAUUUGCUGCUAAGGAUAUCCAGGCCUUCUACCUUGAACACUGUCCUAAAAUCUUCCCACAGUGCAAAGGUCCAUUUUCUUCUGCUAAAAAGAUAAUUAGGCAGCUGGCAGGACCCAAAUAUAAUGGAAAGUAUCUUCAUGGCCUUGUCAAGGAGAAGCUUGGAGCCAGUCGGCUGCGUGACACUUUGACAAAUGUGGUCAUUCCAACCUUUGAUAUCAAACACCUCCAACCCACCAUCUUCUCCAGCUAUGAGGUGAAGAAAAAGCCAUUCUUGGAUGCUCAACUCUCGGAUAUCUGCAUUAGCACCGCUGCAGCACCAACUUACUUGCCUGCCCAUCACUUCGAAACAAAAGGUUCCCAUGGGACGAAAGUCAGGAAAUUCAACCUCAUUGAUGGUGGCGUAGCUGCUAAUAACCCGACUAUAGUUGCCAUCAGUGAAGUAACAAAGGAAAUUCUCAAGGGGAACCCAGAUUUCUUCCCUAUAAAACCAAUGGACUAUGGAAGAUUUUUAGUCAUUUCUUUGGGGACUGGUUCACCAAAGAAGGAUGAGAAAUAUAGUGCAAAGAUGGCAGCCAAGUGGGGCAUUUUGGGUUGGCUACUUAGUAGGGGUUCGACUCCAUUAGUGGAUGUGUUUACACAGGCGAGUGGAGACAUGGUUGAUUUUCAAAUCUCUGUGGUUUUUCAAGCCCUUCAUUCUGAAAUUAACUAUCUCCGAAUUCAGGAUGAUACAUUAAAUGAGACCCUCGCUUCUGUUGAUAUUGCAACUAAGGAAAACUUAGAGAAUCUUGUCAAAGUGGGUGAAGCAUUAUUGAAGAAACCGGUUUCUAGGGUAAAUCUGGAAACUGGUAGCUGUGUACAUAUAGAAAGUGAAGGCACUAAUGAACAAGCUCUUAAAAGGUUUGCAAAACUACUUUCGAAUGAACGGAGGGUUCGCGAGGCAAGAUCACCACACCCCAAUGUUGCCAAGUCCAAAAAGUGAUUAAUCAGUUCUGUUCCAGCUUUCAGAUAUCGGGGAUCUUAGGUCGUAGCCAAGCUAAGACUAAUCCAAUAAUGCUCCCUAAUUUAUUAAUAAGUGGUUUAUGUACCAUAGCUUCUUUAUACUUCAUUAAUUUUUAGGUCUAGAUGCUUGGUGUAUCAACAGUAAUUAAAGCAUCAAUUCAAUAAAAUUAGUUCGUAAUCUUAUUACAUUGUUUUA
Nelumbo nucifera (sacred lotus) is the source of this 1492-nucleotide messenger RNA. Its product is annotated as patatin-like protein 2. Gene Ontology annotation, molecular function: monoacylglycerol lipase activity; glycerophospholipase activity. Lineage: Eukaryota; Viridiplantae; Streptophyta; Magnoliopsida; Proteales; Nelumbonaceae. Gene Ontology annotation, biological process: lipid metabolic process. The record is from RefSeq and is a predicted model, not a curated record.